Molecule: messenger RNA, 1637 nt
Organism: Capsaspora owczarzaki ATCC 30864
Lineage: Eukaryota; Filasterea; Ministeriida; Capsasporidae
Product: oxysterol binding protein 9
Exons: 9
Coding region: 343-1413 (356 amino acids)
Cellular component (GO): cytosol; intracellular membrane-bounded organelle; membrane
Molecular function (GO): sterol binding
Source: RefSeq, a predicted model, not a curated record
CGCCAACAGAACCGCAGCUCUUCUCAAUGGCUUUUAACCGCGACCCGAGUGACCGCCGCGGUUGCAGACCACCAGCACGGUCACCUUCAUCACGGCAACCCCAACCACAGCCACCACCACCACCAUCAUCACCAUCCGCACCCGGGCGACGAGCUGCAUCCGUCCGCGUCCACCAGCGAGCUCGACGAACUGGCUUCGGCCUCCGCCACUGCCACUGCCGCCACUGCUGCCGCCGGUCAAUCCUCAGCCCAGGCUGCGUCUGCGGCUGGAAGCUCGUCGUCGCCGUCGGAUGCUGCCGGUGCGGGCCAAGGGCUCCACCACAGCGCAUCUGCCUCGCAAUUGAUGCAAGACUCGAGCGAUGAGGAAGAGGAGGCGCCAAGCGACCAGAAGAGUGUCAUCUUCCACCUGCUCAAGCAGCUGUCGAUUGGCAUGGACCUCACCAAGGUCACACUGCCCACGUUUGUCCUCGAGAAGCGCUCGCUGCUCGAAAUGUAUGCUGAUUUCAUGGCCAACCCGAUGGCUUGGCUCAAGGUCGGCGACAGCAAUGAUCCCAAGGAGCGCAUGAUGCAGUGCGUCUUUGCGUACAUUACCUCUUUCCACGGCUUCAAGAAGGGUACUAUUGCCAAGAAGCCAUACAAUCCCAUCAUUGGCGAAACGUUUGAGUGCCAGUACGACUUGACAGCUGAGGGCGCCGGCAUUUCCACUUAUUUUGCCGAGCAAGUGUCGCACCACCCUCCAGUUUCUGCCUUCUAUUUUGAAAACAAGCAGAAGGGCAUCUCCAUUGCCGCUGAUGUCUGGACCCAAUCCAAGUUCCUCGGCACCUCGGUCGCCUCGCUGUUGGUGGGACAGUCCACACUCACGCUGCACAAGCGCAACGAGCAAUACGUGAUGACCUACCCGAAUGUUUAUGGCCGCUCCAUCCUCUCAGUGCCCAAGCUCGAACUUGGAGGCAAGACAACGAUCGUGUGCUCGCAGACUGGCUUCACCGCCGAUGUCGAGUUCAAGACCAAGCCAAUGUUUGGCGGCUCCUAUCACGAGCUCCUUUGCACCGUCAAGGAGCCCAACGCCAAAGCCCCGUUCGUCAAGAUUUCUGGCAAGUGGAACGAGGUUCUUGUGAUUCAGUACACUGGUGCCAAGGAGGCGCCCUACUUUGACGCUGCAAAGGCGAUCAAGGUCAACAAGUCGGUACGAGCCCUCGAUGUCCAGGCUCCUUUCGAGUCGCGAAGACUGUGGAAGGAUGUCACUGAAAAUCUGCGUGCUGGCAACAUUCCCGCCGCAACAGCUGCCAAGGAGUUGCUCGAAAACCGCCAGCGACAGGAGGCUGCCGAGCGCAAGCAGGCCAACACUGAGUGGAAGGUCAAGCACUUUUCCAAGAACGACCAAGGCCGCUGGAUUUACCACCACGCUGCGUAGACGAGUUGUUGACGAUGGGCGUGUGGUCGUUUUUUUUUUUUUUUGUUUGAAACCCAAAGCGAUGUUCGUUUUUCGCUGCUGCUGCUGUUGUUGUUGUGUGGAUCAGUACAUGUAUGUGUGUUUGCUUGCUAUUGCCUGGUUGCUGCUUGUUUGCUUGUCUGCGCUGCUGUUUGUUUGUUUUUUGAUCAGAGUCAAAUUUCUCUCUCUCUCUCUCUCUCUCUCUC